AUGGCGAAUAAGAAAAUAGGAACCCCUACUCACCUGGGCUCAUUGCUCAGAUCUUCCCUCCACAAGAAGCCCUCCACACCCACACUGAUCUUCAUGAUCAUCUUUUGCCUGGUGUCGCUGGCUUCUCUGUUGCACAAUGGCUUCAUGAUCAUCGUGCUGGGCAGAGAGUGGAUGCGGAAGCGGGCCCUAUCAGCAGCUGACACGAUUGUGACCUCUCUGGCUUCCUCCCCAUUCUGCCUGCAUGGGAUGACCAUCCUGAUCAAUCUCUUGGCCUCCUUUGGUUUUUGUUACCAAACAAACCUUCUUGGCAUCCUCUGGGACUUCACCAACACUCUCAUUUUGUGGCUUACUGCCUGGCUAGCUAUCUUCUACUGUGUGAAGAUCUCCUCCUUCUCUCACCCUGCCCUCUUUUGGCUCAAGUGGAGGAUUUCUCGGUUAGUUCCUAGGCUUCUGCUGUGCUCUGUCAUCAUGGGUGGCCUGUCAGCCAUCAUCUCAGCCACUGGGAACAUCAUUGCUAUUCAGAUGACCAUCUCCCAGGGUUCCCUCGGAAAUUGCACUCUUGGUCACAUGACAUUGGACUUCUUUCGGUACUGUUACUUGGCUCAUGCAGUGCUCAUGUGGCUCACUCCUUUCUUCCUGUUCCUGGUGUCCAUUAUCUUGUUCAUGUUCUCGCUGUUCCAACAUGUGGUAAAGCUGAGGGACCAUAGAUCUGGGGCUUGUGAUUUCCAUACUCAGGCUCAUACCAUGGCUCUGAAAUCCCUUACCUUCUUCUUCUUCAUCUUCUAUAUAUUAUUUUUUCUGUCCCUGGUAAUUUUUGCUACAAAAAUCAAAACCAUGCAGAGUCACUGGUAUUGGGCCCGAGAAGUCAUCAUAUACACAGGCAUCUCUUUGAACUCCGUCAUGCUGGUGCUUAGCAAUCCUAAACUGAGAAAGACCAUGAAGAUGAGAUUUUAG
Peromyscus californicus insignis is the source of this 954-nucleotide messenger RNA. Its product is annotated as taste receptor type 2 member 143-like. Lineage: Eukaryota; Metazoa; Chordata; Mammalia; Rodentia; Cricetidae. Gene Ontology annotation, molecular function: bitter taste receptor activity; G protein-coupled receptor activity. Gene Ontology annotation, cellular component: membrane. Bases 1 to 954 code for a protein of 317 amino acids. Gene Ontology annotation, biological process: G protein-coupled receptor signaling pathway; detection of chemical stimulus involved in sensory perception of bitter taste; sensory perception of taste. The transcript is spliced from 2 exons. The record is from RefSeq and is a predicted model, not a curated record.